AUGGUAUUGCGCUUUAUAUUACGAUACCUGGCUAACAACGAGCAGAUAAUACAACGUAUGGCAGAUAGCUAUAUCAUGCGUCGAGCUGCUCAGUUUCUUGUGGGUGCUUAUUAUCGCACCCGAACAAUUGCUCAAGAACAGAAAUUGAUGGAAAUGUCAGAGAACUUCAAACGUAUGUUAGAUACAUUCAAGAACAAAAUCAAUCAGGAAAUUGAAGCGGCUAAAAAACACACGAAAAAACGUAAGUGAAGGCUUGCAUCAAUUAGAAAUUGAUCAAUAAACUGGUGCUAUAGAACAGACCAAA
Messenger RNA from Malaya genurostris, 304 nucleotides. Its product is annotated as protein NCBP2AS2 homolog. The record is from RefSeq and is a predicted model, not a curated record. NCBI's taxonomy places the organism in Eukaryota, Metazoa, Arthropoda, Insecta, Diptera, Culicidae.